Molecule: messenger RNA, 1773 nt
Organism: Candidozyma haemuli
Lineage: Eukaryota; Fungi; Ascomycota; Pichiomycetes; Serinales; Metschnikowiaceae
Gene: LEU4
Product: 2-isopropylmalate synthase
Exons: 1
Coding region: 1-1773 (590 amino acids)
Biological process (GO): L-leucine biosynthetic process
Cellular component (GO): mitochondrion
Molecular function (GO): 2-isopropylmalate synthase activity
Source: RefSeq, a predicted model, not a curated record
AUGUUCAAACAGUCCAGGGUGUUACUACAAAAACCGUCUUAUAACAUCAUGCCUUACAAAAACAUGUUGAGAGAUCCUUCUCUGAAAUAUACCUUUGCUCAGGGCGUCAAGCUUCCUGACAGAACCUGGCCAGACAAGCAAAUCACCAAGGCGCCUCGUUGGCUUUCUACGGAUUUGAGAGAUGGUAACCAGUCGCUUCCUGAUCCUAUGUCGAUUGCUGAGAAGAAGGAGUACUUCCAUAAGUUGAUCGAGGUUGGUUUCAAGGAAAUCGAGGUUUCUUUCCCUUCUGCUUCUCAGACUGAUUUCGACUUUACGAGGUAUGCCGUGGAAAACGCUCCAGACGAUGUUUCCAUUCAAGUUUUGACUCAGUCCAGAGAACACUUGGUUCGUAGGACUGUUGAGUCCGUUGUUGGCGCUAAGAAGGCCAUUGUUCACAUCUACUUGGCUACUUCUGACGUUUUCAGAGACGUUGUGUUCAACAUGUCCAAAGAACAGGCUAUUGAAAAGGCUGUUGAGACCACCAAGUUGAUUAGAUCCUUGACGAAAGAUGAUCCUUCUAGACAAGAGACCGAAUGGACCCUUCAGUUCUCCCCAGAGUGUUUCUCUGACACUCCUACUGAAUAUGCAGUGGAGAUUUGUGAGGCUGUUAAAGCCGUGUGGGAACCUUCUGACGCCAACCCCUUGAUUUUCAACUUGCCUGCUACUGUUGAAGUUGCCAGCCCUAAUGUGUAUGCUGACCAGAUUGAAUACUUCUGCAGAAACAUCAGUGAACGUGAGAAGGUCUGUGUUUCCGUUCAUCCUCACAACGACAGAGGAUGCGGCGUUGCUGCUGCUGAGUUCGGUGUUCUCGCUGGCGCUGACAGAAUCGAAGGAUGUAUGUUCGGUAACGGUGAAAGAACCGGUAACGUCGACUUGGUCACUCUUGCCUUGAACUUGUACACCAACGGUGUUUCUCCUGAAUUGGACUUCUCUGACAUUGAGGAAUUGAUCACCUUGUCUGAAAAGUGCAACAAGAUUCCAAUCCACCCAAGAGCUCCAUACUCUGGUUCUCUUGUUGUUUGUGCUUUCUCUGGUUCCCACCAGGAUGCUAUCAAGAAGGGCUUCCAGAGAUCCGAGAAGAACCCAGACGAUCCAAUGUGGAAGAUCCCAUACUUGCCAUUGGAUCCAAAGGAUAUUGGCAGAACAUACGAGGCUGUUAUCAGAGUCAACUCUCAGUCUGGUAAGGGUGGUGCCGCCUGGGUUAUCUUGAGAUCCAUGGGCUUGGACUUGCCAAGAACCUUGCAGGUUGAGUUCUCCUCUGUUGUUCAAAACGAGGCUGACAAGUCUGGUAGAGAAUUGAAGAUCGAGGAGAUCAACGAACUUUUCAAGAAACACUACAUCUACACUGGUGAGUCCUUCAUCACUCUUGAAGACUAUGAGACCACCAGAGGUAAGGGCGAGAACAACACUCGUGAGAUCAAGGCUGACUUGGUUGUCAACGGCAAGCCAGUUACUGUUUCUGGUAACGGUAACGGUCCUAUUUCUGCUUUCGUGGAUGCUGUUGCCAAGCAGUUCGGUACCUUCUUCGAGGUCAAGAACUAUACCGAGCACUCCUUGGGUGCUGGUUCCCAGGUCAAGGCUGCCACCUACAUUGAACUUUCGUUCAUCAACUCUGCUGGUUCUCAGACCACCAGAUGGGGUUGCGGUAUUGACUCUGACGUUAGUGAGUCUUCCUUGAAGGCUAUCGUCGCCAUCCUUAACCACUUGGUGAGAGCCGGUGAGCUUAAGGUGUAA